AUGACUUCAGAGCUGUCAUUACCACGGUCGAAGCAGACCUCAGUUGAAGAGCUCCAGGAGACGCCGGCCCCAGAUACGCCUCUCGACGAAUUGCUCGCCAGAGGGUUUUACCGUGCUGCCGCCAUAGCGGCAGUUCAGGAGCUCACGUCUACGAUUCCAGACAAGCCAGCUAUCGACCCCGCAGACCACAGCCGCAUCUUCAACCUCCUGUACAUCAGGCUAUCAUGUCUAACCCUCAUCGAUGCCAUGCCUCUAGCCGCGCAGGAGGUCAAGGCAUUUGAGGAUCUGAAUAACCCCAUGGUCUACGUGGAUCAGCUCACCGGCGAGCAUCUCGUGCCGUGGGACCUUCGCGUCCUCAACGUCAGACUGCAAGCGCUGGGUUUCGGCGACCCGCGUAGGGCUGUCAUGAGCUUCCACGAUCUCGCCCGCGAGGCGAGGCAUAACAUUGCCCAAGCCACCGCGGACCACGAUAACUCUGCCAGGGAGCUGUGGAAGGACAGGCUCUACGCUCUCGGUCUCAAGAUUGCGGGAGCGCUCGUGGAGAUGGACGACCUCUCGGGCGCCGCGCAUCAGCUCACCAGUCUAAAAGACCGCGGUGACGGCAAGGUUUCACUAGCGAGAGCGCUGCUCUGGCUCCAUAUCGGUAACGCCGACGAAGCGAGGCGCGUCGUGUCCGGCAGCGGCUCCUCGUUGAACGCGGGGGACAAGACGGUGCUGGCGCUCGCCGACAUGGCGGACGGCGAGUUCGAGACCGCCUUGGACAAAUGGAGGGCGAUUGAGGAAGGCGAAGGGGAGAUGGACGAGAUGGUGGGGAUGAACACGGCGGUCUGCCUGCUUUACUUGGGCAAAAUGGAAGAGGCGAGGACAUUGCUUGAGGGGCUGGUGAGCAGCGGGUUCUCCUCGCAUACUCUUCUACAGAACCUGUCUACGAUUUACGAGCUGUGCGCGGAAAGGACCAAGAAGGGCUUAAAGCUCAGACUCGCUGAAAGGGUUGCAGCAAUGGAAGAGUCAAGUGCUAGAGGCCUCAAAUUAGCGUUUGGCGCAACGCGGCCCUGCGGCAGCCAGAAUGCCGCCGACCCUCCGAAGGGAGAGGAGCUGGAUGCGGGCGGCGGGGAAGACGACGACGAUGACGACGACGACGUGGUGCUCUCACACGAUGAUGAGGAUGGGUCGGUCGUCGAAAGCGACGCUUCGGGAAAUGUAAAGGCGUCGCGCAGGGCAAAGAAGCCGACAAAGGCGUCCACGAUCGACUCCAACGCCAUCGAGCCCUACCCGUUCUCCAAGAAGACGACCCGGGCGUACGAGGGCCCGUUCAAGCGCCAGCGCAAAACCCCGCACAUCCUGCAAUACAUGUACGGACCCGCGGAGGCGCAUACCAAGUUGGCCUAUGGCAUGCUCAACCGAUUCUAUCACCUAGAGACCCUGCCAGGAAGACCCGUCGACGAUUCGUCGGGCCCCCUCCUUACGCCGUGGGUGCCGGAGGGCGUCGGACCGAGGCAAAAGCUUGUAAAGCUUAGUAAAGCCGGCAUGGCGCCGUACUUGGUGAAACCCGACGGUAAUCUCGCCGUCCUACUCGGGCCCUACGGCGAGCAGCAGGAGAUCACUUUUCCCGGCGGCGCAAACCGGGGUGUCUGCUUAAACGGCGCGGAUCUUCCAACCGAUAGCCACGCCCGGGACGAGAGAAGCCAACCCAAGGGCUGGAUGUUGGACGCGGGCGGCCUCGUUCUUUCCCUCGCGUGGGCGUACCGCCCGGAAAAUACGGACCCGGUCCUCGCGCUCUGCGUGGUACCGCACUCGGACCAGCACCACCCUAACACGGCGGAACGGGACGCCCACCUUGGCUCCCGCAAGCACGGCAUCAUCCAGUUUUGGAAGUUCCCCGCCAAGAAGACGAAGCAGGAGGACAUGGUGCCCAAGGCCGAGCCGCCGAUUCUGCUGCGGACCCUCAUGUUUGAUUGGGGGAGGGCGAGGCGGAUCAAGUGGUGCCCCGUCCCGCCGACGGAGGGGUCCAUCAUGGGGCUGCUAGGUCUACUUACGGGCGAUGGAAAGGUCCGGGUGCUCGAGAUUGAGAAUGUUCGGCCAAAGGAACGCUCAACAUUUUCCAAAGUCGACACGCCGGCGUUUACUCUAUCGAUACCCGACGAAUACGGCGUUGAAGCCACGGCUUUCGCAUGGGUCAACAUUAACCGCAUAGUCAUCGGCUACACCGAUGGCAGUCUCGCCCUCUGGUCGCUCUACCCUCUCGCGCUUCUAUCACGCCACCCGGUGCACACGACCUACGUCGUCGACAUCGCAUCUGGCUACCCGUCGCGCCCGUACCUCGUCGCCUCCUCUCCCAGCACCGGCUUCACCCGCACCACCAUCACCACGCAGCCCAACCUCCUUCAGUGGAACGACCCUCUGCAAGGAUUCGUGUCCUGCUACCCCUCGGGCUCCGUGACGGAAACGUCGGUCGGGUUCAUGCACCACCGCUACUUCCCGCACGUGCGCCGCGUCGCCGACUCCCCCAGCCUGCUCACCUGCCUGGCCGCCGGCUACACGCACCCUUUCCUCCUCACGGGGCUUCGGGACGGCUCCGUGUGGGCUUGCAACGCCGCCAACAAGAUCUUCGCCACCCGGCAGGACCGGCCUCUGAAACUCAAGGUGCUUGAGCACGAGUAUCGGCCCGCAGAGAGGUUCAACGCGUCCGCGGUGCGCGACAGCGACGACGCGGCGAUGGCUGAGAAGCUCAAGCAAGUGCGCGCCGCGGUGCGGAUCCUGGGAGGCUGGGGAGAGGAGCCUAACGUGUGGAGAAUCGAUAGGAGGAGGCCGACGCAGAAAAGCUCGAAGAAGAAGACGACGAAGAAGAAGGCAAAAGGCAAGAAGAAGGCGAGAACGGCGGGGAAGAAGAAGGCCAAGGGCGCGGCAGAGGAGGAGGAGGAGGAGGACGACGACGACGAUGUCGAUGCUAUGGACGUGGAUGAGGACGAGGAAAGUUCUGCUGGGGAAGAGAGCGAGGGCGGCGAUGAGGAUGGCGAGCCCGUGGCCAAAGAUACGAGGUCAAUGAUCAAUCACGAGCCAUUUACGAGGAUCAUGGUCAUGGAGUGGAACCCGAAUCUCGAGUACGGGUGUUGGGCGGCUAUCGCGGCCGCUUCUGGUCUUGUGCGCGUCAUGGAUCUCGCGGUGGACGUGGACUAG
This is a messenger RNA of Parascedosporium putredinis, 3177 nucleotides long. The record is from the annotation of a GenBank genome assembly. NCBI's taxonomy places the organism in Eukaryota, Fungi, Ascomycota, Sordariomycetes, Microascales, Microascaceae.